Lactuca sativa (garden lettuce) is the source of this 6451-nucleotide messenger RNA. The record is from RefSeq and is a predicted model, not a curated record. NCBI's taxonomy places the organism in Eukaryota, Viridiplantae, Streptophyta, Magnoliopsida, Asterales, Asteraceae.
AUGAAAAAGAAAGAAAAGGAACUCAUAAGGAACCAAAUUGAUAAAUUCUGGUGGGAACAUCAUGAAAACGUCUUGAGGAAAUCUCAGCAGCCGAGCAAGCAUCUACUCAAAGCACGCGACGUCGUUAAACAUUUCUCGUCUCUAUCAUUGUCACUCAACUCCACCGAUAAGCUCCAUCUCUCUCCAGACCAUGCCAUUAGAACCUCCGCUCUAGCCAGUUUCAUGUGUGUGGUGGUUGAAUCAGAGAAAUCAUCAUCUCCAGAGGAAGAGGAAGGACUUGGAGUUGAGUUGUUGAGUGUGUUUAUUGAACGUGGAAUGGAAGAUAGCAUAAUACUUAUCGAGAACUGCGUGCAUCACUUCAAGAUAUUUGAGAAAAACUUGAAGAUCACUCAAUUAGAACCUGCAUUUUCUGCUAUCUUUAGAAGGUUGAUGGGAAAGCCUUACUUUUGUAAGGUGUUCUCAUGUUUAAGAAAACACACUGACAUCAAUGAGACAUUCCUAGACAAUCUAUCCACAUCACUGCAAUUAUCGCCUUAUGAGAAAUUUCAGUUUACGGUUGCAUUAGCAAACGCUGAUGAUGAUGAUCUCAGUAGGGCUGGGCAGAAUUACUGUGAGGAGCAGUUCAAAGAGCUGUGUGAGCUGUCUGAGAGAGGCCAUAUACCUUCUGUUCGAGCAUUGAUCGAGGAACGAGUUAGAUCCUUAAUGGAGGGAGAAUGUAGCAUACAGGAACCUUCUGACAGGGCACAUCAGUCUGGAACUCAGGAUCUUAUUCAGGAGGCAGCUCCUACUUCUCCAAAGGCCCUUCAAGAAGAUACUGCCUUGCUCUCUUCUAAUGAUCAACUUUCCAAGGAAAUGGAAAGUUUGUGCAUAACGUCUACAGACGAUUGUCCAAUGAAAGAGAACAUUGGUGAUGAUCCUGAUUCUUCAACAGUUGAAGUUGAUGCAGAUGAUAUAAACACAGAGGCCAAUGCUUAUUUCCAACAGAUGUUCUCUGGUCAAUUGACAGUUGAUGCAAUGGUUCAAAUGCUUACGCAGUUCAAGGGAUCUUCUGAAAAAAGGGAGCAAUUGGUAUUUGAGUAUAUGAUCAGCAACCUGCUUCAAGUGAAAAAGUUUUUCAACACAUACUCCGAUGAACAUUUUAACCUUUCUGCUAUUCUAUUUGGAUUACUUAUCAAGCAUCAAGUUGUGAGCGAUUCUACACUGAGCAUUGCCUUACAAUCCGUUUUGGAUGCAUUACAUGAACCUGCAGAUUCCAAAAUAUUUAUUUUUGGGACAAAGGCUUUGGAAGCUUUUGUGGAUCGCUUGAUUGAGUUUCCAGAAUUCUGCCAACAAGUCUUACAGAUCUCUCAUCUACAGGGUACUCAUUCUGAGCUUGUUUCCAUUAUUGAACAGACACUUGGCAGAACUUCAUCAAGCCAUUCAGAAUCAGAUGAAGCCCACAAUCAAUGUAGUUCUAUCCCACCACCAGAAAAUGUUGUGGAACCAGUUAGAUCCCUAAAGGAGGGCGAAUGUGGCAUUCAGGAACCUUCUGACAGUGCACAUAAGUCUGGAACUCAGGAUCUUAUUCAGGAGGCAGCUCCUACUUCUCCAAAGGCCCUUCAAGAAGAUACUGCCUUGCUCUCUUCUAAUGAUCAACUUUCCAAGGAAAUGGAAAGUUUGUGCAUAACGUCUACAGACGAUUGUCCAAUGAUAGAGAACAUUAGUGAUGAUCCUGAUUCUUCAACAGUUGAAGUUGAUGAAGAUCAUAUAACCACAGAGGCCAAUGCUUAUUUCCAACAGAUGUUCUCUGGUCAACUGACAGUUGACGCAAUGGUUCAAAUGCUUAUGCAGUUCAAGGGAUCUUCUGAAAAAAGUUUCUUUGCUAAUCCAUCUUAUUAUGCACUUUGGCUUCCUGAUCAUACACUGGAGCAAUUGAUAUUCGAGUAUAUGAUCAGCAACCUUCUUCAAGUGAAAACGUUUUCCAACACAUGCUCCAAUGAACAGUUUAACCUUUCUGCUGUUCUAUAUGGAUUACUUAUCAAGAAUCAAGUUGUGAGCGAUUCUACACUGAGCAUUGCCUUACAAUCCAUUCUGGAUGCAUUACAAGAACCUGCAGAUUCCAAAAUAUUUAUUUUUGGGACAAAGGCAUUGGAAACUUUUGUGGAUCGCUUGAUUGACUUACCAGAAUUCUACCAACAAGUCUUACAGAUCUCUCAUCUACAGGGCACUCAUUCUGAGCUUGUUCCCAUUAUGGAACAGACACUUGGCAGAACUUCAUCAAGCCAUUCAGAAUCUGAUGAAGCCCAAAGUCAAUGUAGUUCUAUCCCACCACCAGAAAAUGUUGUGAUGCCGGAUUCAUCUUCCCCUUUGACUGGAUCUGAUGGUGAACAUCUUGGUUCUCAAAUAUCUUCUCCACCAAAGCUUCAACAGAGAAAUGAGAUUCAAUCAGAUGAAAUACAAAAACCAUCUUUGACUGAAUCCAGUCACACGAAUCAAAACUUAACAACUUCAUUUGCCACCUCAAGUGAUUCAGCAAGUAUUCAGAAGCCUCAAAGUGUAGCUAGAUCUUCAGCACUAAUGGCUUCAUCUCCAGAGUUUCAUCCUCCACCUAGAACAGUUGCCUCAGCAAGGUUUGUCUCAGCAAGUGUCAGAACACUUUUUGAUGCUGCUCAAAGAAGAGAAACACCCAUACAGGCCCCACCAUCCCAAAAAAGGGAUAAAAUCUCAUUCAUUUUUAAUACUUUAUCCACUGCAAAUAUUGAAGCUAAAGUAGAAGAGUUUACCGAGAUUCUGGAGGAACAGUAUUAUCCCUGGUUUGCACAAUAUCUUGUUAUGAAAAGAGCAAGUAAAGAACCUAACUUUCACAAGUUGUAUAUGAACUUUCUUGAGAAAGCUCAUUCAAAACAGCUUAUGGAAGAAGUAGUUCAAGAAACCUAUGAAAAUUUAAUUUUUUAUUUGGGAAUGCAACAGGUUCUCUUAAGGUCUGAGCUGAUACAGACGAGUUCAGAAGAGCGUCUGUUGCUCAAGAAUCUUGGGGGAUGGCUCGGAAUUAUUACAAUCGGUAGAAAUAGAGUUCUAUUGUCUAAACAUAUUGAUCCAAAAUCUUUAAUUAUAGAGGCUUAUGAAAAGGGAUUAAUGAUUGGGAUAAUUCCAUUUACCUCUAAGGUUUUGGAACCUUGCAAAGGGAGUCUAGCAUAUCAACCACCGAAUCCUUGGACUAUGGGGAUUCUUGGAUUACUUGCUGAAAUACAUGCAAUGCCAAAUCUCAAAGCAAAUCUCAAGUUUUCAAUAGAAAUAUUGUUCAAGAAUCUUGAAUUGGACAUGAAGGCAGUUACUCCAACAUCUCUUCUGAAGGACAGAGUUAGGAAGAUUGAAGGAAACCCCGAUUUCUGCAACAAAGAUGUUGGGUCAUCUCAGCAAAAUACUGUAACAUCUGCUGUAAAUCAAAGUGAACUACCACAUGAAGCUGCUGUUACAUCUUAUCAGGGUGGGGAUUCACAUAUAUUAUACCAGCAUGCUGCUCCAGUUCAUUUCCCUGCUGUUCCUUUUGUUGAAGAUAUGAACAUGCUUUUCCAAAGGUUGCUUCCAGUGGUAAUGGAUAAGGCUAUUAAAGAAAUCCUUUCUAAUAUUGUUCAGAAGAGUAUCACCAUAGCAACUCAAACAACAAUGGCACUUGUUUUAAAGGAGUAUGACAACGAAUUUGAUGAGAACUAUAUCCAUAGUACAUCAUCCUCCAUCAUUGUUUGCCUGGCUGGAAAUCUGUCUUAUGUUAAUAGCAAGGAACCUCUUCGUAAGAAGAUGUCAAGUCAGCUAAGAAACUCUCUACAGGGUUUGAAUAUUGCAAGUGAAUCCCUUGAACAUGCCAUGCAACGUGUUAUUGAUGACAACCUUGAGUUGGGCUGUGCAUCAAUUGAAAAAGCUGCAAUUGAAACGGGGCUAGUAAUAGUAAAAAAUGAAAUUGCUCAGCAACUUUCAGUUAGAAGGAAGCAAAGAGAAAGUUCUAGAAUUACAACAAUUGAUCCAAACCUAUAUGCACAAAGUAUAGGUACUUUUCCAGAAGCCUUUCAUCCUCAAGCUGCCCAAUUUGUAUCCCUUCAUCAACAGCAAGUUCGUAUGGUUCCAGCUCCUCAAUCACAUGUAUCAUGGACUUAUAAUGUUGCUAAUGAAAUGAGAGCCCAACAACAGAUGUUUCUUCCACCUUCAAGUUCCAGGCACUUUAUAAGCAAACCUUCAUUAACUACUGGUGCUGCAUUGGAUGAAUAUCAUGUUCUUGCAAAGAAGCUUGAUUUUUUGAUUGGUAAAGAAGCUAAACAAGCUGAAAUUCAGUCUGUUAUUUGUGAGGUUCCUGUGGUUGUUCUUAGAUGCAUCAACAAGGAUGAGGCUGCCUUGGCUCUUGCUCAAACGGUUUUCGAGAGUUUAUAUGAAAAUGCAGCCAACUAUGUACAUGUCAUUGCUGACCUUGACAUCUUAGCUGGUGUGUGUGAUGUUAGCAAGCUUGUGAGGAGGGAACUCACUAGUUGGGUAAUGCAUUCUGAUGAUGAGAGGAGAUUCAACAAAGAUAUUACAGUUGGCCUAAUUCGCAGAGAAUUACUGAACCUCACUGAGUAUGAUGCUUACAUGGCCAAACUUAUUGAUGGAGGAAAGAGUGGGGCCACAAUAGAGUUUUUCAUCUCCCUUGUUGAAACACUGAAGCUCAGUGAUGCAGGAGUAUUGUCUUCACUUCACAAUGUCGUUCACACUUUAUCCAAGGUGACUAAGCAUCCUGUGGCCAGCAAGGAUGAUGACGAUGCAUUUAUAUCUUCUGAACCAGAUCCUCCUAGUUUCCAUUGGCAGGUUUCUGGGAUAUUUAAUGAUUGGUGUCGGAUACGUGAUCGCCAUGGUGUCAAUGAUGCAGCUCGUGCUCAUUUUGUUCUAGAACUUCAUCAAAAUGUAUUGUCAAGAGCUGAUGAUAUGCCAAACCGCUUUUUCCGCCGCCUUAUGGAGCUUGGUGUGUCACACUAUCUAUCUUCUCAAGGGGCCAAUGAAGAAGCAAGUCUAUCAUCUUUCCUUGUCAUUGAUAUAUAUGCAGACCUUGUCUUUUCAAUCUUGAGGUCUCUCCCUGUUGACCAGGGAUCAAGCAAGCUCUCUCUUUUCUCGAAGGUGUUAGCGGUGAUUGUGAGAUUUGUUAAAAAGGAUGCAGAGGAAAAGAAAGAAUCAUUUAUUUCUACACCAUAUUUCAGGCUAUUCAUCAACUUUUUCAAUCACCUUCAUACCCUCAACUCUUCUGUCAAUGAUGAAAAUUUUCAGAUGUAUGCUGCUCUAUCAAAUUCAUUUCACGCCUUGCAGCCACUCAAAGUUCCUGCAUUCAGCUUUCCAUGGGUUGAGCUAAUUAGUCACAAAGAUUUCAUGCCAAAACUCUUUGCUGCCAAUGGUCAAAAAGGAUGGCCAUACUUCAAAGGCUUGCUGCUAGACUUGUUGAUGUUCAUGGAACCCUUCUUGAGGACUGGGGAACUUACAGAUCCGGUCCGUAUACUAUACAAAGGCACACUGAGGGUGCUUUUGGUGGUGGUUCAUGAUUUCCCGGAUUUUGUUUGCUAUUAUAAUUUCAGUUUUUGUGAAGCAAUUGCUUCACGUUGUGUCCAACUAAGAAACAUAAUUCUUAGCACUUUCCCAGCUAACAUGAGUCUUCCGGACCCCAACACUCCCAAUUUGAAGGUGGAUCUGCUAGCUGAGAUAAGUCAACCACCUUGCAUUGACCCUGAGUUUGCCGCUGCUUUGAAAGCCAACAAUAUGAAAAACGACAUUGAUGAGUAUUUCAUGACAAGGCCAGAAACAUCUUCAUUUCUUUAUGGAUUAAAGUACAGACUACUUCUUUCUUCAAGAGAAGCUGAAAGGUCCGGAACAUACUACAAUGUUCCUCUAAUAAACUCACUUGUACUUUACGUUGGCACAAAGGCCAUCCAACAGCUGCAAGUGAGCACCGCUUCUCAUGCAACCUCCAUAACUCGGUUUGUCUCAAAGACUGGCUAUUUUGCGGGUGCGGCUUUGGACAUCUUCCGGACAUUAAUACGUGACCUAAAUUGGGAAGGCCGUUACCUCUUCUUCAAUGCGGUUGCAGACCAAUUGCGUUAUCCCAACAACCACACGCAUUUCUUUUCCUUCAUUUUGCUUCAAUUCUUUGUUGAGAUAAAAGAGGAGGCGAUUCAGGAACAGAUAACGAGAGUGUUAUUGGAGAGAUUGAUAACUAAACUCCCACACCCAUGGGGGGUUCAGGUUACCUUCAUUGAACUUGUAAAGAAUCCUAGGUACAAAUUUUGGAACCUGAAUUUUACAAGAAGUGAUCCUGAGAUCAAAAGAGUCUUUGACUUUGUUUCAACAAGUUUUGGUGUCCAUGUACAAGCCGUUAAUGUUGUUUCUGGAGUGCUCUAGAAAUCACUUCAGUUGUUUAUGUUGGUUUGUUGUAUGUGUGAUUCUGAUAAAUAUGACAGUUAAA